Messenger RNA from Cucurbitaria berberidis CBS 394.84, 1719 nucleotides. RefSeq lists its product as uncharacterized. The record is from RefSeq and is a predicted model, not a curated record. NCBI's taxonomy places the organism in Eukaryota, Fungi, Ascomycota, Dothideomycetes, Pleosporales, Cucurbitariaceae. Bases 91 to 1506 code for a protein of 471 amino acids. The transcript is spliced from 3 exons. Gene Ontology annotation, molecular function: protein binding.
CAACCGGAUGCCACGGACUCCAGACGCACGAUAACAGACAGUGUGUGUAUUCCUGUUCAUCUGGCAGUGGCGGCGCACAGGUCAGCUAUCAUGGCCUUUGAUGAAUCACCAGAUGUAGUGGUCAUCGCUACCGCGCUCACUCGACUCGAGAACCUUGCUGCUGAUGAGUACAUUAUAGCAUUUGGUCCAGAUGGCAAGCAGUUUUGUGGCACUCCGAACGGCUAUUCUGCCACUCACCUACCGGCAAAGGUACUCUCUGAAGUAUCUGCGGGCCACAUCAAGAAGAUAGUCUGGGCUUCAUAUGGAAGUGACGCCGAGUCCUGGUUCUUUGCCUUCGAGACAACAGAUGGCGCCAAUGCGUUCCAGAUCGGUCACAACACGCCAAUAGCGCUGCGCCAGUUCAUUCUGCUGCUCAGUGAGUCGGAGCACCUUCUCGCUUCCCUUCGCGUCCAGCUUGGAGACAAGGAGUCUUUUGUGGUGUGGACGCAUACAGUUUGGGCCUGCUCUGAUAUUCCUCACGCCUUGCAAGAUAAGCUGUGCCAACUGAGCUCCGCUUUCCGGGAGUCUCACGGCGUCACAAAGGGCUCUCUUAAGAGCGGCACGCUAGACAAUGUACAAUGGCAUCGUAAUGGAACCUUUUACGCUAAGACUCCUAGUCGUCACACGGGGUUCUACACAACAAAAUUCAUGCUCGCUGCAUGGAAUGAACUUUGGAAAGAGAGAGGACCCGAGCAGCUAAGUUCUAAGAUACAGAACGAGCUCGCAUAUGUUGCCAUUGAUACUCAUGCACCCUGCGGAGAGACUUUCGCGUUUUUUAAGAAGCAACAGCCCGGAAAGGAGGCGCCCUUUGUUAUCCACUUCGGCCAAGAAGGCCUACGCACCAACCUGGUAUCCAGCGAUGAGUAUCCACCAGCCACGAGCAUGCAACAUGUGCCUCAAAAGCCAGAUGAACCCGCUCACUAUCAGUGGGCGGUGAGCAGGAAGUCAGGUCGACCGCACGCAAAGGAAUCAUGGGAGUUAGAUCUCAAGAAAGGAGAGAAGCUCAAGGUCUUACGAGACAUGGGGCGGGACUGGCACGUUGUCGAGGGUAGCAAUGGCAUCAUCGGCUGGGUGCACCGCUCAUGGUUGGACUUUGGCGACCGCAAGCUGCACACAAACGCAAAGACUGCGUACGUGCAGUUCCAAGAGGAUCUACAGAAGCUGCUGGUGCCCGGUCAGCUAUGCAACUUCCCAUCUAUGGUCAACUACAUGGACGCAUGCACCAAGCCUGAGUGCCAACUGCUGAAGGAAGACGUCUCGUCGCUGGGUAUAUGUCUCCACGAUUUGAUGGUUCUCUUGGAGGGCGCUGGUAGCUAUUCCUAUGAGUGGCUCAAGGAGGGACGAAACAUGUGGCAUCCGGAUAGAUUCGCUCGGUUCUGCCAUGCAGACUACGCAGAUCGUCUGAAACCAAUGGCAGAGCAGAUGUUUGUGUUUUAUGGCAUCCUAAUGGACAUGUGCAAGGUGUAGACCAAGGUCUUCAGACUUGAAGAGAGGUUUGUCGCCUGAAUCGCCCUAUGGCGUAUACCAGGGGUUGGUGUUAGUCGAUCACCGCGGAGACAGGCAGGAACCGACAUGAUGGUAAUACACUGGUGGAAUCAGUACAAAAUGGGAAUGAAUUCCCUAACAGGCCAUGUCUCGUGUGGAUAAUCUCCCCCUAAGGAAUGUUGUAUCAAAUGCCCG